This is a messenger RNA of Danio rerio (zebrafish), 1573 nucleotides long. RefSeq names its product carboxymethylenebutenolidase homolog (Pseudomonas) (gene cmbl). NCBI's taxonomy places the organism in Eukaryota, Metazoa, Chordata, Actinopteri, Cypriniformes, Danionidae. The record is from RefSeq and is marked provisional. Gene Ontology annotation, cellular component: cytosol. Gene Ontology annotation, molecular function: hydrolase activity.
ACUGAGUUCUGCAGUCGGUUUCGUCGACUGAAUCAGAUUUCAACCUUUCGUUUCCAUACAGCGCAUAAAUCUAAGAUUCAGCGGUGCGAUGGCAAAUGAAGCGAAGCCCUGUCCGUGUGAUAUCGGGGACAAGAUUGAAUAUGGAGGUGUUGGAGAGGAAGUUCAAAUCGAGCACAUUAAAGCGUAUGUGGUGAAGCCUCCAGCAUCAGAGAAGGCCAUUAUUGUAAUUCAAGACAUUUAUGGAUGGCAACUUCCAAACACCAGAUACAUGGCGGAUAUGCUCUCAUCCAACGGAUACAUUGCUAUAUGUCCUGAUUUCUUUGUUGGGAAAGAGCCUUGGAGCCCAUCUCACGACUGGUCAACAUUUCCGCAAUGGCUUGAAGACAAAAAGCCUACAGAGAUCAAGAAGGAAGUAGAUGUUGUGUUGAAGUACCUGAAGGAUCAGUGCGGUGUGAAGCGGAUAGGUGUUGUGGGCUUUUGCUGGGGUGGCGUUUCCACACACUACAUUGCUCUUCAGUAUGAAGAAAUCAAAGCUGGCGUCUCCGUCUAUGGUAUUGUUCGAGAACGAGAAGACAGGUUUGAUCUGAAGAGUCCAACACUUUUCAUCUUUGCAGAAAAUGAUGCAGUCAUCCCACUAGAUCAGGUGACGACACUAGAGACAAGACUGAAGGAAAAGUGCACUGCUGACUUCCAAGUGAAAAUCUUCCCCAAACAGACACAUGGCUUUGUCCAUCGCAAGAGAGAAGACAUCAACCCUGACGACAAACCCUACAUAGAGGAAGCAAGGAAGGAUAUGAUCAACUGGUUGAACAAGUACAUGUAAAUUGCAGGUGAAAGUUAAGUGAUAAAAAUCAGUUGACUACCCCAGAAAGCUUUUGCACGUCUGUAUUUGAGCUAAGACGCUAAUUAAAAUGACAAACAGGACACUAAUUUGAAAACAAAAGUUUAAUGAUCACUUCGUUACGACAAUGAACUGUAACAAAUGAUAAAUAACAGUACGAAGGUUCGACACAUUCCUUUAGAAGUGCUUGAGACCGUUCAUUUCAACACUGCUACAGGACGCUCAGUCUUCAGGCUCGCCGGGGCCUCUGAUGUCAUCAAUCUUCAGAAUCAUCUUUACAACUUGAGUGGCCAGAGAGAUCUGCUGCUUCUUCCCGAUAAGGGUCUCGAUUACAUGCUGCUGCUUCAUGUCUGCAAAAACCAAAAGUCUUUUUUUAAUGUCAAAUAUAAUAAAUCAAUUUAUCAAUUUAAAACUCGUCAGAUAAAUGCAAUUAUUUAUAUUAUUGGCAAAAGUUUAAACUAGAACACACAGCAAUUUUGGGAUAAAGUGCAUCACUUUCUCUACAAAGAUAUUACGUCACAAAGGUUUCUCAAUGAUAAUAGAAAAUAUUUCACCAAUGUUGUACAUAACUGUACAUUGUACAUAAAUAUUAGAUUCAAAUUUAAAAGAUGAUGUCUAUUCUGAUUUUUGUACACAAAACUCAUUCAUCAUGCGUAAUUCCCUUCCAUUUUAUUGUUUGCUUAUUUACAAUAAAUCACUAAUUUACAAUAAAAAGUCCAUACCAUUCGUUGA